UUCCCUCAGCUCCAGCCGACCAGCUCGAUCGAAGGUCGAGAGCUCGUUCGUUGCUCCCGCGACCAGUCCACGCACUGCCGGAAGCCCCGCCAUGGGCCUCUGCUUCAGCAAGAAGAAGCCACCGGCCACGCCGGCCGGUGGCGCUAAGAAGCCCGGCAAGAUCGCCGACGACAAGGCCAAGAAGACGGCACAGCAGCCCAAGAGGGCGGCCAAGGCGGCGGCGGCGGCGGUGGAGCCGGCUGCGUCAGGCAAGGCCGCGGUGCUCGUCGUGAGGGGCAAGGAUGCUGCAGAGGGAGGGGGCGAGAGGAAGAAGCGGCCGGGCUCGCAGGAGGCGGCGGCGGCCGAGAAGCCGUUGCCCGUGGUGGUGGUGCCCUCGGCGCCGGUGCGCACGUCGAGCUGCACCAAGGAGGAGGUGGACGCGAUCCUGAUCCAGUGCGGCCGCCUCAGCAGGAGCUCGUCGGGGACCGGGAGGGCGGCGUCGAGCGAGGCGGCGAGCGGACACCGCAGGAGGCGCUCGGGGUCCAAGCGCAGCUACGACUUUGACCAGGACGCAAGGUCCGGUGGUGGCGCGGGCGCGGACGAGGAUUGGGAGAGGCAGGGGGCGGCGGCGGUGUCGAGGUCAUCGCCGCACCGGGGCUCGCCGCAGCGGAAGCGGUCGGGGAGCCGGGAGAGGAGCAGCGGCGGCGGCGGCGGGAGCGGGAGCCGGAGGGCCAGCCGCUCGCCGGGCCGGCGCACGGAUGGCGCUGCGGCGACGGCGGGCUCGUCCGGCGGCGGGGAGCGCGCGAGGCAGCAACCCGGGAAGAUGGUGUCCGUGCCCGCGAGGGAGAAGGGGCGCGCGCCGUCGCCCGCAGCGGCGUCAGGGAAGAGGUGCGCGUCUCCGAGGUCGAGCUCUCCCGCGAGGAUGGUGCCGGCGAAUGAGAAUGCUGGCUGCGGGCCGGUGGUGGGGCCGACGCCAGCGCUGAGCCGGAGCUCGUCCAGGAAGGCAGAACAGUCCCCGUACAGGCGCAACCCCAUGGCCGAGCUCGACGAGAACUCGCUCCGUAAUAACAGCAACCACAGUGCCAAGCCGCAGAAGAAAUCCAUCGAGAACGCAGUCGCCGCCACGCCCAAGAAGAAAGCCAUGGAGCGCGGGAAGGAGCCCACGGUUGCAGCAAGCUGCCGUUCUGGGAUGGAGAAGCCGGAGAUCGCAGAGGAGGGAGCCACCAUUGCCGCCGCGUCAGAGACGAGAGCGCCCUCGUCGAAGACGAACGCGACGCGCACGGCGAGCAUCGUGGCCGUGGGGCAGCCAGGCAGCAGCAGGUCGCGGCGGGUGUCGCGCGACUUCGACCAGAACUCCGGCUCGUACACCACCCAGCUCCUCGAGGACAUCCAGAACUACCACCAGCAAUCCACCUCUAUUGCUGUACCCGCCACCCCCGCGACGCCGUCCUUCUCGCUCCCGGCCUGCGUCGCCAAGGCAUGCUCCAUCGUCGAGGCCGUGGCCGACCUCAACUCCUCCUCGUCAGAGAACUGCACCCACGAAUACGAGCCCGUCCUCUCCGCCGACGACAAGGGCUCCGUCAACGCGCCGCUCGGCAGCGACGGCAGCGUCGAGCCGAGCGCCGCGCGCAAGCCGGUGCAGCCGGUGCGGGACUUCCGCGUGGAGACCGAGCCUCAGGAGUCAGCCGGGAGCAACAGCGUCUCCGGCCACCAGUGGACGCCGUCAUGGGAGCCACCCUCGGUGGAGUCGACGGACAGGACGUGGAGCACCGGCGACGAGGUUGUCGAGCAGUCCGGCAGUCACGUAGCCCGCUGCAGCCCGAUGAACAGGCCCCGGCAGAGCAAGCAGCGGCCGUCGCAGCCCGAGACCAGCGGCCGGGGGUCGCGCGCCGGCUCCGGCAACGUCGGUAACACCUUGCACCGUGGACGCAGCGCGCAUCGUGGCAGCAGCAGCAGCGCGGCGAGCGGCCGGUCCGGUGUUCGAGUCGUCUCGGCGGCCUCGUAGUGGAUGAGGCUUGUUAGAUCAGGCAUGUUGCUGCGUCGUUGCAGCAUGGUGAUGGUGUUCUAUGUUCUAUCUAGAUGCUGGUUGUGGCAAGAUGGAUUGCUGCUUCACAGUUGUGUUGGUGUUUUCUUUACUAUCGAUACAUUGUUCA
Molecule: messenger RNA, 2132 nt
Organism: Panicum hallii
Lineage: Eukaryota; Viridiplantae; Streptophyta; Magnoliopsida; Poales; Poaceae
Exons: 2
Coding region: 92-1984 (630 amino acids)
Source: RefSeq, a predicted model, not a curated record